Messenger RNA from Linum tenue, 2319 nucleotides. The record is from the annotation of a GenBank genome assembly. NCBI's taxonomy places the organism in Eukaryota, Viridiplantae, Streptophyta, Magnoliopsida, Malpighiales, Linaceae.
ACCGGCCCAAUAACGUUACUCAAACAUCCAACUCUCUGCUACCUAAAACCCUACUGGCGGUAAGAAGUCAGAAUUCGGUAUUCGUCGAGGGCAAAGCUUCUGCCGCCAUUUACAGUGUUUUUUCUCCUCUGAAAUUUUCUGUGUCGUCGGAGGUAGUGAAAGAUGACGAAGAAGGAGAGGAAGGUGAACACGUCGGGGAAGCCGAAGCACUCCCUGGACACCAAUCGGAGCAAUGGAGCCAGCAGCAGCACCAACUCGCGAAGUGCGGCCACGGUCCGCCGCCUCAAGAUGUACAAGACAAGGCCGAAGCGUGAUAGCAAGGGCAAAGUUCUGAAGCACGAUCUCCAAUCGCAAGAACUACCCAACACUCGUAUCCAGCCGGACAGACGCUGGUUUGGGAACACGCGUGUUGUGGAUCAGAAAGAGCUGGAAUUUUUCAGGGAAGAGCUGCAGAGUCGUAUGUCAAGUAACUACAAUGUUAUUCUGAGAGGGAAGAAGUUGCCCUUUUCUCUUCUGAAUGACCACCAGAAGCAAGCUAGAGUUCAUCUUCUUGAUACCGAGCCUUUUGGGGAUGCAUUCGGGCCCAAGAAGAAAAGGAAGCGCCCAAGACUUUUGGCAGGAGAUUACGAGUCUUUGGCCAAGAAAGCUGAUGAAUCUCAGGAUGCUUUUGAGGAAAAGCAUGGGAGUGGUGCGACUGCAGAAGGGGAUGGCGAGGAUGGGUUUAGAGACCUUGUUCGCCACAAUAUGUUUGAGAAGGGCCAAAGUAAGCGUAUAUGGGGUGAGCUAUACAAGGUUAUUGACUCGUCUGACGUUGUUGUACAAGUUUUGGAUGCAAGGGACCCCCAAGGUACAAGAUGUUAUCAUUUAGAAAGACACCUGAAAGAGCACUGUACACACAAACACAUGGUGUUUCUGCUCAAUAAGUGUGAUCUUGUCCCUGCUUGGGCAACAAAAGGAUGGCUCAGGGUGUUAUCCAAAGAGUAUCCAACUCUAGCAUUCCAUGCAAGCAUUAAUAAGUCAUUUGGCAAGGGUUCUCUUCUGUCUGUACUGAGACAGUUUGCUCGGCUAAAAAGUGACAAACAAGCAAUAUCAGUUGGAUUUGUUGGCUAUCCCAAUGUUGGCAAGUCUUCAGUCAUCAACACACUUCGGACAAAGAAUGUAUGCAAAGUUGCUCCCAUACCAGGGGAGACUAAAGUGUGGCAGUACAUAACUCUUACCAAGAGAAUUUUCUUGAUUGAUUGUCCUGGAGUUGUCUAUGAGAGUAAAGAUUCUGAAACAGAUAUCGUACUGAAGGGUGUGGUCCGUGUCACAAAUUUGGAAGAUGCUACAGAACACAUUGGAGAAGUUCUGAAACGUGUGAAAAAGGAGCAUUUGAAACGUGCAUACAAGAUAGAGGAUUGGGUCGAUGACAAUGACUUCCUGGUUCAGCUGUGCAAAUCUACUGGCAAACUUUUGAAGGGAGGUGAGCCAGACUUGAUGACUGCAGCUAAGAUGAUACUGCACGACUGGCAAAGGGGUAAAAUACCGUUCUUUGUCCCUCCUCCACAACAGGAAGUUAACAACGCAUCAUCAGAGGAACCUACAGCAGAUGGUAUUGAUGAGGCGGCCAUUGCGGACAAAAACAGGGCAUCUGCAGCUUUCAAAGCCAUUGCAAAUGUCAUUUCGACCCAGCAACAGCGAAGUGUCCCUGUACAGAGAGAUCUAUUUAGCGAGAAUGAGUUGAAGGGUGACAAGCCUGGGCAGCAAUCAGUAGAAGAUGAUGAUCAACAAGACUCUGAAGCAGAAGCAGAAGAAGAUACAGGUGAUGAUCAACCUGACAUCGAAGCAGCAGAAGAUGAUGAUCAACAAGACUCUGAAGCAGAAGACGAUGAUGAUCAGCAAGACACUGAAGAAGAGUCAGAUGAUUGAGCUCCCUUUUUUUAUUUCGAAACUCCCAUGGUCCUUUGUACCUUGUUCUCCAUUUUUGGCCUCUGGAGUGUAUCAAAUUCCCUGUUGCUCAGAGUUUUGUUCCCUCCAUACCAGCAUCUUUUGCGUUGAGAGUUGUAAUGUAAGUUAAAACUUGUUAACAAAUGCUGCGAGGAAUAUCAAGAAUUACUAUUCACUGCUUGUAUCUCGUGCGGAGAAGAUGACAUGAAUGGCUGCACUAAGGGAUACUGUGAAACUGUAAGAAGAGGAGCUCAUGGACUUCCUUCACCAGCUCAUGAAUUUGUAUUUGUCAUACUUUAUAAAUUUUUUUUCCUAGAUUCUGGAUCUAUUUUGAGAGAGGUGUCAUUUUCAUAUAGUCUCUGUUUAUAGGCCAAACCAUCCCCCUAAUCAUGG